Fusarium poae is the source of this 2649-nucleotide messenger RNA. RefSeq lists its product as uncharacterized. The record is from RefSeq and is a predicted model, not a curated record. Gene Ontology annotation, cellular component: cell wall; plasma membrane. The coding region runs from base 1 to 2649 and encodes 882 amino acids. The transcript is spliced from 3 exons. NCBI's taxonomy places the organism in Eukaryota, Fungi, Ascomycota, Sordariomycetes, Hypocreales, Nectriaceae.
AUGAAUAAUCCAACAAUUUCAGAAAAGAAUACCAUGUUGAAUGCCGAUAGGAACGAGGACUUUUCAGCCUCAGCUCCAGCUCCAGCUUCAUCGUCUUUAUCAGAUCUUCCUCCAUCAUACGACACAACCCAACCUCAACCAGUACCCCAAUUUCAACAUGAUCAACAAUCACAACCGUCAGAAGACUUGCUUGUUCUUGUUAUUGACGACUGCAAAAUCUACUCUGCGUACGCACCAACCCGCACUCUUUAUCGACUGAGCAACCCGGUAUAUGACGCAAACCGUACCGUCUACGGAAUCGAGAAGUUCCGCUAUCGCAUGGAUGACACAGGCACUGAGUCUAAACUCAAACAUGUUGAAGAUCACAUCUACGACAUAAGCCGCGAGGUCCAACUCAGAGCACUGCCAACUAUACAUAUCAAAGGCUUCACAAGCAGCAAGCGCACUUAUAAGACUGUCAACAUUGUAGAUGCAACAAAAGUAGGGGGAGGUUACAAGGUUGAGGAAGAUAAUGCCGACAAGGAUGAGAUACUUCGAACCGAGAGGCCCUUUAAAGAUCUUCUUAACCAAGGACGUGGCAAUACUGUUGAGUGGAAGGAUGCUUCGGGACAUGUCAUUGCUAUCGAGACUAAGCUGCAGCGUGAUGAGAACAAGAACGUCGUGGAACCGCCUCGUCUUGCUAUCAAGGCUACCAUUAACGACAAGCUUUAUGAUUUGCUGGUGACGAGUUGGUGUGCAGUUAUUUGGAGGGAGGCCAAGCAUGAUUUGAAAGAGCCUUUUACAUGGCAGAAAUUUAAAGAUAGGGCAACAAUGUUGCCACGCAAGGCCCCAGGUCUAUGGCAUGGUUACGACUGUAACAUUUCGGGCAACUACACCAUCAUCGAUUCACCAGACGGACAAGACGGAAUCUCAUCCUGCAAAGACGUCGACGGAUCAUUAUCACUUCUUUUCGACAAGAGCCCUACAUCAUGGCCUACCGACGAGGCCACAGUCGAUCUCGGAACCGUUAGUUCUCUUACUGGCAGCCUGGACAUUUACCCCCAUCACCAUUCCAAAAAGACAACAGUUACAGCUUCGAGUUUAAAGUCCAUAGACGGUGAAUUCACGAUAUGGAACACGGGAACCGGCAAAGACAAAACGGUUGAGGAGCUUGACUUGCUCUUCGAUGCCCUGGAACAAGUCGGCAAGGGCUAUGUCAUCACCAGCGCCUUCGCCAAGUUAUCCAUCCAACACAAGAAGGAUGUCGAAGUCGGCGCUAUGAUGAGAGUCACUGAAACAGAAGUCGAGGAGCUCGUACUCAACGGAAUUCAUACUGUCAAUGACGACUUUAUGAUUGAUGCCAACAGGUACAUGGAGGAAUUGGACGUCCCAGCUCUGACCUACGCAAACAAGGGUUUCAGCGUCAAGGGAAACAACGCCCUCACCAAAGUCUCGUUCCCUAAGCUCAAAGAAGUCAAGGGAAACUUGGAGUUCAACCAGAACGGUGCUCUAACUAAACUUCGUCUCGCCGCUCUCGAAAACGCAGCCACCAUGUCUAUCACCGCCAACGGCAAGGAAGGUUCCUUGCUGCUCCCCUAUCUCUCAUCCAUUGGAAACAGUACUACCUCGGCAACUUCAAAUUUCAAGGGUCUCGACAAGAUUGAGUUUUCGUCUCUUGGAAAGGUCAAGGGUUCUUUGACUUUUUCCUCCAACUAUUUCGAGGAUCUGACCAUUCCGCUCUUGAAAGAGAUGGACGGCGGUAUCACUGUUGAAGAUAACCCAUAUCUAACGACCUUUGCUCUCCCCAGAGCUACUUAUGUUGAUGAGUUGACUAUCGACAGCAACGAUGGACUCACAAAUAUCACAGCCAACGCUCUCAAGUCUGCCGGCACCAUCGCGAUCAAGGGGCCCUUCACCAAUGUUGAAUUUUUCAACCUCAAAGAGGUCACCGGAGACUUCAAGGUUGUGGGUGACAAGUCUAUGGACUGUAGCUGGUUUGAUGCCAAUGUCAAGAAGAUUGUCAAGGGCAAGUAUUCUUGCGUUGGAGACCACGAGGAGAAGGAGAGGAAGUCAAGCACCGGUGGUAUCGAGGACACUGAAGGCAACCCAAAAGACUAUAUGUCACCUGAAGACGAAGAUGACAGUGAUGGGAGCGGUAGCAGUGGGGAAAGUGGAAGUGGAGGUAGCUCAGGUACUGGCGACUCUGACGACAAAGCAGGCUCAGGAGGAAUGUCAACUGGUGCCAAAGCCGGUCUUGGAAUCGGUAUCGCUGUUCUCGUCGUCCUCAUUAUGGUCGGGGCAGUUAUGUUUUGGCUCUGGCGUCGCCGUCGUGCUGUUUCACAGCCCAACAACACCAUUAGCAAGCAACCGGACUUGAUGGGUCUCGACCCACCACGUCUCGGUAGCAGCGGUGGUACAUCAACAUUCUCCAGCAUCUUUGACGGUCGGCAAAAGAUGGGAGUGCAUACCCGGAUUGUGGCCACAAACCCGUUGCCCAGCCCAUCUCCUAGCCUGGGCACUUUGAAUUUCGGCCGCACUUCGCUUAUCGAAAGCUCUGGCACCUUUACUGAGAAGAGUCUUGCUGCAUGGAAGACUAUUCGCAGAGUGAGUGAUUCUUCCGGUGCCUCUAGUCCUUUUGGAAAGGAGGGAGCUGGUCCGUUUAAGGGUUGA